Molecule: messenger RNA, 5130 nt
Organism: Stegodyphus dumicola
Lineage: Eukaryota; Metazoa; Arthropoda; Arachnida; Araneae; Eresidae
Product: dual specificity protein phosphatase CDC14C-like
Biological process (GO): protein dephosphorylation
Source: RefSeq, a predicted model, not a curated record
AUGCGGGCCCAGCGCUUAACGUACGCGUGUAGGUCCUUUGGGUACAAAUCCCUGCCACCUCUUGUUCGAAUAGCUGGCAGUGUGGACAGCCGCCAUUACAUUUCUGAAGUGUCAAAGGCCUAUCUUCGAGGCUUUAUUGACGCCAUUUUCAAACAAGACAAAAUCAUUCAGCAUGGAAAAUCCCCUGAAGAAGCAUAUAGACCCCUCAUCUUUGGUGGUAGUCCACCAUUUCUUUCAUUUAGAGAUGCAUCUGUUGGUCCUUCUACAUAUCAUCUAGGACUUUUGGAUUGUUUUCGUGCCGUGAAAAAGGCUUUGGUGAAUGGUUUUUUCAACUUUGAAAAUUUUAAUCUUGAAGAUUAUGAACAUUAUGAGCGUGUUGAGUCUGGUGAUUUGAACUGGAUAGUGCCAAAUAAAUUCAUCGCCUUUUGUGGACCUCAUCCCAAGAGUAAAAUAGAAAAUGGUUAUCCAUUACAUUCUCCUGAAUCAUACAUUCCAUACUUCCGCAAGCACAAUGUUUCUACUAUAGUAAGACUGAACAAAAAAAUUUAUGAUGCAAAGAGAUUCGUAGAAAAUGGCUUCGAUCAUAGAGAUUUAUUUUUUGUGGAUGGGAGUACACCGAGUGAUGCCAUAAUGCGAGAAUUUUUAGAUAUAGCCGAGAAAGCUAAAGGUGCCGUAGCUGUACAUUGUAAAGCUGGUCUUGGUCGCACAGGGACAUUGAUUGCAUGUUACUUAAUGAAGCACUAUAGGUUUACUGCUGCUGAAGCCAUUGCUUGGAUUCGAAUAUGUAGGCCAGGAUCUAUAAUCGGUCACCAGCAACUUUGGCUUGAAGAGAAGCAGUCUUACCUGUGGCUUCAAGGUGAUAUAUAUCGUCUGAGGAAAACACAUAAUGGUAACACUAAGAAAAAGGUUGCCGAAAGUAAAAUCAAAGAUGAAAAAUCUCCUAUGAGAUCUAGUCUGGCCAUUCCAAAAGAAAGGUUACGGAAUAAUACGCUUAGAACAAAUGUUAAUACCUUAGGUGUAAGAAACAGUUUAGAAGCUUUAGAUAAUGAUGCUCAAGGAAAUAAUGUACAAGAGGAGAGUAUAAAAAAUAGUAAACAUUUGGUAAAUGGAGAUCUAGAUAGAGAAUUUCAUGCUACCCAAGGAGAUAAACUUAACCUUAUCAAAGCUAAUAGAAGGCAUCCUAGGUCAAUUACCACAGGGACUUUACACUUGGAUGAACUCCGUGCAUUAAAAAGAACAACAUCCCAGCCUCUAAGGCCAUUACCUGCAGGAGGAGCUGUGCAGGCUUCCACAUAUGUAUCGCCAACAAAACCUAUUAGGGAAUGCUCACGAAUGCUACAGCCACCAAGCCCUCUUAAUUCUCCUGCACAAAAUCGAAAAUACAAUCAGAAACAAAAUGUACCGACUGCUGCAAGUAAAAGACAUCGGGCAUGCUGCAUUCUUGAGCCGAUCAGUCGUCCUGCAGUGAACCGAAAGAAAAGGCAUGCAGCUUCCAAACCAACUGUUCUCUGGGAUCCCAGUAGAAGCUAUCUGUCUAGCAGAGCUCCUCUCUAUCACCUUCGGCCCAUUAUCUUUCCUUCGGAACUCCAUCGAACUGCUGCUAAGCACAGUUCGGUGCUCGACCCUCUCUACUACCCAUCUUUUAUCUCUCGAUACCCGCCUUCCAUUCUCACAUUGAAAAACUCUUCACCUUCUGCUAAUAAACCUCCUAUGCCUAGGUGAAGCAGGCAUGUGGAUUCAAGAAAUGCAGUUUCAUUGAUCAUUUGAAGAUGCAGGCUUAUCUUCAUGAGCAAUGAUUUUUCACAUAACUCUGAGGACUGUUAAUUUAAAGUUUCAGCAUGUUAAUGACCUGUUAGUGUCAAGAUACGAGAGGUGCCUUUCUUCACUGCUUGAUGUUUACAGUUAAUGAAAUUUGACAAAAAGAUACUGCAUUGUUUUUCCAGACUAGCACAGCUUGAAAAGAAUAAUAGAUUAAUUUUUUACGCUUCGUUGAAAUUUUAAUUUAAAUUUGUAUAUUCUGUUAUGAUUUUGAUUAGAAUCACAUGUUUAAAAAGGUGUUGAAAUUUAAAAAUUGUGUUAUUAUCUUGUUAUUUAUUACUAUAAAUUAAUGUAAUUUUUUAAUGAUUAUUAUGUGAUUCUUCUUUAUAUACUAUAUAUAUUUUAAGUUAAAGACUAAUCUUCCUUUUGUGAAUUUUAACAUUUGAGCAUUUUGAUUUUUGUUAUGAUUUUUUAAUAAUAUAGCACUGGCAACUACUUUGUUAAGAAGAUAAUUUUUUAGAGGGAUUAAUAUUUCUGAGAUGGUACUAAAAGUUGUUAUUGAACUUCAUCAAGAGUCAUGUUCUUUAUGUCAUAAUGACUAUAUCCACAAGCCAAAUUGUCUAGAACUGGGAGUAGUUGUGUUAGAAAGAUCUCAGUGUACUUGCUUUGUGGGUAAAAAGUGUGGGUUCAUAACAUUAUCUUAUUGCAUGAACGCAAUACAUGUCUGGAAUUUUUAUAGAUAUUGAAAUGUUAGCUUUACUAAUACGAAGACUAAUGUUGCACAAUUUGUGUAUAUGAAAAAACAAAAAGGUGCUUUAUGAUAAGUAUUUCUAUGAAAUACUUUGAACACACUCUUUAAGUGAGAAAGUAGUUAGAAAUAUUGUGUUUUCUUUGUUGUGUUGUAUGAUUGUUAGCACUUGAUUGUUACUUAUUUUUGCAUAAAAUAUUGUUCAUAGUUUCAAAUUUUAAUCAAAAUUACUUCCAUGAAUGACAAUCAAAAUAAUUUUGAGUUAAUGAUAUUAUGAAAUUUUCGGAUCACAAAUUUGUAAUUCAGACAUAUUUGCAAAAUUAAUAGCUAAAAGAAAUAAUAGAAUAUUCCUCUAAAAAUUUUCUUAGUUUUCUUUUAAGUGUUGUAUUAAAAAAUGAUAUACUAGGUGAAUGACUAAAGUUAAAAUACAGGAAAAACCUUUCUUGAUGACCUCCUCUGAAUGAGACCACUAUUUCAUAAAACAUAAAUAGGCAUUAGAUUGCGUACCACCUCUCUAACCAUUCUAAUUUGAAUAUUUUCACUGAAGAUUAUUAUUAUCUAGAACUGUAAAUAUGUUGGAGAGGUUGCUUUGUGUAUUGUGUAUAAGAGAAUUCUUUUUCUAAAUGACUUUUAUCUAUUGAAAUAGUAAGGUUUUAAUUUAAAUUUUUGUAAUGUUAUGCAUGUUUUCUGGUAUAAUCACCAGAAAGUUUUUGAUUAUUUGCUUUUUAUCUAUAGGUUUUCAUAACUUGCUUGUUUAAAAUUAAUGAAAUAUAAUUAAUGUAAGGUGAAUCUCUCAUUACUAAACUAAACUCUUUCUCAACAGCUUUUUAAGUAUUUAUGUGGUUUUUAAUAUUUAUAUUUACAGAAAUAUUUAUAAGUUUUUUUUUAAAUUUUAUUUUUUAUUUAGUGAAUAGGAUUUUCUAUUCUAUUUAUUUGCAUCCUCUCACAUUUAAAAAAAAAUAUGCUUUUUAAUGGCAUUAAUUCUAAUUCUAUUGUUCCCACUACUUUGAAAAUUCAAAUGUUUUAUUACUGAAGAAAAAUAUUUCUUAAUAAUUUUCUUAAUAUUUGUAUAGUUGUAUGUAUGCAAUUUCUUCAGUUGGUGAAGGAAUUUUUCUUAUAAAUUUUUUGUUGGGCUUUCUACCUUUGGGGAAACUUUUAACUCCUAAAGAUGAGAGACUUAUGUCAGACAGCUGUCAAAAUUGAUAGAAUUUCAUACAAAUUUUAUAUCAAGCUUGCAUUUUUUGCCUAAUUUUAAAUUUGUGUGGUUCCUUAUAAACACUAGCUUGUGCUUUCAUUAUAUGUUGUGAAAUGCAAAAUCUAUUUAGAGCAUGUUUUGAGAAACAUGCUCUAAAUGAACUAAACUCUAAAGUGCUCUAAAGUCUAUUUAGAACAUGCUCUAAAGUCUAUUUAGAGCAUGUUUUGAAAAUUGUACCCUCCAGCAUGAAUUGCUUUUGUAUGUAUAUCUGUAAAUUGGCUAAAAUGUGUUAAUGUGCCAUCAGUUAUGCUUCUCGAAGUCAUGGCUGAAAUCUACUUUGUGGGGGUUUGUGAUGUCAUUUCUUCAAUAGAUGUAAUUUUCUUGCUUGCCAGUUUAUCAUAACAGCUUUAAUCAAUUCUGAAUUUUAUUCAAUUGUUGACAUUGUGUAUUUGCCAGUUCACAGACUUGUAUACAAAAAUGCAUGAUAUGGGAAGGUCUGUUUUCAGCAUGUGUUCUAGGAGAGUCACUUCAUGCCAGUGGUCUAUUUAAAGAUGCAUGCAGCUUUAUGCAUAUCAGCUACAUUUUUUAAAAAACAGAAAUCUUCAUAAAGGUGUCCUUCAUCUUUAUUUAGAUCCCUUUCUUGUACAAUCAUGAAUGUGUGGUCACUUUUAUGCCAAGACAAAGAGUUUGCUACAUUGUUUAGGAAAGGAAACGAAAACUUUUCUGCCAUAGUGAUGUCCCAUGACAAAGGUACCCAUGCCUUUAUGAAGGUUGCUUCUCCACUUGCAUAUUAUCUCAUCAGCUGCAAAAGUUGGUUAUUAAGGUUGCUUUGGCACUUGCAUCUUAUUUUGCGAACUAUGAAAGUUGGUUACUAUUGAACCAUGAAAGUUGGUGGAGAUCCUGCAAAAGUUGUGCAAACUACUCUUGUAAAAUUCUAAGCUGCACUUCUGUAUGCAAAUCUCUCUCUAUAUAUAUAAAAGGAAGAGUCUGUCUGUCUAUGGGUGUGUCUUUCAUUUCUGCUGCCCGUAAGCUAAUAGACCUAAAGCUACGAAAUUUGGUACAUAAGUGCAUCUAGGCAAGAGCCAGUGCACCUCGAAGCGAUUUUUCAAAAUUCGAAUGAGAUUUUUUUGUUUUAUGUUUUUUGAUGAAAUCGCAUCAAAUCCAUAAUUCUCUCUCAUUAUAUCAGCAACAAUGGCUGUGUGCCAUUGUUGCUGAUAUAUCACUGUUGCCAUUGUUGCUGAUAUCAGCACUGUUAUAGAAAAUAAGGACUGCAAAAAUAAGGGCACUAGUUCUGUUGCAGUUUUUAAAUUUAAUGUUACUCUUGGAUACUGGACAUUUGUCAAUAGAAGACAACCGGAAGUUAGCUUAUUUAUUAGGAUAAUUAAUAUUAAGGGAUAUUGCUUAUUUCAUUGUAACUUUUUUUCAUAUG